GGAUCUGAUCCUUACCACACUCACGUGCAUUUUGUCGAGCUAAGACUACUUACAUGUACGACAAGGUUCUUCGAAUGUUCUGUCGUCGCGAGCUGAGACAGAUUCUUCGUCCUUGGAGUCCAAAAUCAAGAUGCGAGUGAAUCAAGUUGCUGCGGGAUGUUUGCUGGUACCGAAUCUUGUCACUGCGCAGAUCGACCGGAAACAUGUUGUAUCAAGUUUCAACAUUCUCCGUACCAACCUGAUCGAUAACGAUACGACUCCGCUCCAGAUAGGGAAUGGAAACUUCGCUUUCAAUGUGGACAACACUGGCAUGCAGACCCUUCUCCCCUUCAACACAUUGUCAAGUUGGGCUUGGCACAAUGAUUCACUUCCAUCAAAUGGUGAUUUACCAUCCGACUACCAUGGUGUCGCACGGGAGACAUACGGUCGCCAAGUCUACUACGACUUGCCGGACCCCAGUCUCAAGCAAGCAACUCAAUGGCUGAUUGGCAACCCGAAUCGUAUAAACCUAGGACGCAUAGGGCUCACCUACAAAGGCGUUAAAAUCUCUCCGUCUCAAAUCACGCAACCUAAGCAGGUUCUAGAUCUUUGGAAUGGCGUUAUUACGUCGACGUUCCAAGUUGAUGGAAAAGACGUGAAGAUUUCUACCCAAGGGGAUUUCGAUGAAGACGCCGUAGCGUUCAAGAUAGAGUCUAGUAUACUUGAAAGCCAAGAUUUAGGGAUAGAAUUGGAUUUCCCGUAUCCGCCUAUUCAUACGACGACUUACAAAUACGAGGUUUUCGCAGGUGUCUACGACUUCCCUCUGAAUCACACAACCACUGUUGCGACCAAAAACCAUGAGGCAGGCACCGCAAGCAUCAAGCAUCAAUUGCAGGAAACAUCAUACUUUGCCAACUUGAGAUGGCCAGCAAAUUCAGCUCUGAACCUCACACGUAAUGAGCCUGAAGGCUCGAACUCUACUACUGCGCAUCGGUACACCCUAAAGCCUUCAAAGAAGUCCUCAAGCAUCUCUUUCACAGCACAUUUCUCGCCGGACCAGCGCACGCCACCUCUACCCUCCACCAUUCAGAAACGGAACAAACUUGAGUGGAAUAGGUAUUGGCAAGAGGGAGGUUUUGUCGAUUUGACUGCGUCUUCGAACCCCAAUGCAACGGAGCUGCAACGCAGGAUUAUUACUUCUCAGUAUCACGUUCGAGUGAACAGCGCUGCGAAGGACCAGUCGCCCCAGGAGAGUGGGCUGAUGAACAACGGUUGGUACGGCAAAUUUCACAUGGAAAUGGUUAUCUGGCACAACGCGCACUGGGCAACAUGGGGCAAACAGAAAUACUUUGACAACAUAUUCCCUGGACUCUACGAGAGACUGCUCCCAUCCUCGCUCGCCCGAGCCAAAUCCAUGGGCUGGGAAGGCGCUAGAUGGCCAAAGAUGACAGACCCCAUCUACGGAAUCAAUUCUCCGGGUGACAUAAAUGGCGUACUACUUUGGCAACAGCCUCACCCUAUGUAUCUCGCACAGCUUGCAUACCAAGCGUCUCCGACACGGAAGACCUUGGAACGUUGGGACCAGGUGGUCACCGAGACGGCUAAUUACAUGGCAUCGUACGCGGGUCUGAACGCCAGCACGGGGAAAUACGAUCUUGGUCCUCCUUCAUACGGUGUGACGGAGAACACACCCCCAAACUCUACGCGCAACCUCGCAUAUGAGAUUGCAUAUUGGCGUUAUGGUCUCGACGCCGCAAGGGAUUGGAAGCGCAAGCUCGGCCAGCGUAUUCCCGAGAAGUGGACGCAUGUCGCCGCAAACCUCGCCCCUCCGCCACAGGCAGGCGGUCUCUAUGCCGUCUACGACGGCCUAAACAGCUCGUGGUGGAACGACACAAAACUCACUGGGGACCCACGCAGCCUCAUAAUGCUCCAAGGCAUGUUACCCGACACGCCUGCGGUUGAUCCGAAGAUCGCUCUGGCCACCGCAGAUAAGGUUGCGCAGGUGUGGACAGAUGACAAGAUCCGCGGAUGGGGACGUCCCGUCCUGGCCAUCAACAGCGCGAGGAUAGGCAAUCCGGAGAGGGCGAUGUACCACCUUACCGCAUAUGACUACUGGAAGUUUGACGACGCCGGGUUUGCUAUUCGGGGUGGGGAUGGGGGCACUCCAGCGCCGUUCAUGCCGGGUAAUGCUGGGUUCUUGUAUGCGGUUGCUUAUGUAGUUGGAGGGUGGGCUGGUUCGAAGGGCGAUGCACCGGGUGUGCCGAAGGAUAGAGGAUGGGUCGUAAAGCAUGAGGGGUUAAGAAAGGCUCUCUGAUCGUCAAGAGCUCGGCGUUGUGAGGUGUAUGAUUCUCUGCUACGCAAGUGUGGACCAUGCAAGGACGCAUUCCACUUGUAUUCGGAGAGACUUCGCUCCAAGUCAGUCGAACUGG
Paraphaeosphaeria sporulosa is the source of this 2408-nucleotide messenger RNA. RefSeq lists its product as uncharacterized. Gene Ontology annotation, biological process: carbohydrate metabolic process. The record is from RefSeq and is a predicted model, not a curated record. Bases 131 to 2293 code for a protein of 720 amino acids. Lineage: Eukaryota; Fungi; Ascomycota; Dothideomycetes; Pleosporales; Didymosphaeriaceae. The transcript is spliced from 6 exons.